This is a messenger RNA of Ascoidea rubescens DSM 1968, 543 nucleotides long. RefSeq lists its product as uncharacterized. Bases 71 to 331 code for a protein of 86 amino acids. The transcript has a single exon. Lineage: Eukaryota; Fungi; Ascomycota; Saccharomycetes; Ascoideales; Ascoideaceae. The record is from RefSeq and is a predicted model, not a curated record.
CGAAUUCAACACAGCAACUUUUUCAUUGCCUCUCUUCAACAACGCUGCAGCGCUUAUCUCGUCGAACACAAUGAAAUUCUCAAACACCUUACUCUCAUCUGCCUUGUUAUUUGCUGCUUUCUCCAGUGCUUCCAAAGAGUCCUGUGAGAAUCUUAAAACUGCUCAGUUGCAGCGCUGUGGUGGUCUUCAAGACACUUAUUCCUGUGUCUGCAGUUUAUCCAGUGAGCAAUAUUGGGACUAUUACUACGACUGUGUGAUUAAUGGUGGCGCUAGUGUUACUGUUGCCUAUUUGGACAAUCUCAAAGUUCAAAUUUGUGGUGGAUCAUACUAAAGAUCAGUCAGUUUCUUAAAACUACAUAAUGGGAACCAGUCUAAAAUAGAAACACAAACCUAUCAUAUUAGCAUAUUGCAUACUUUCAUAUUAAAUACUAUCGAUUCAUAACCUUCUAUUCCAAAAACAAAUACACAUAUCAUCAAAUGGCAUAAAUUUUAUAUCACUUUAAUGUAGAUCCUCCUACCACUGAUUCCAACAUAUCGAAAAAC